UCUUGAAUGUCCAAAUUGGUAGUCAGCUUUUUUUUCCCGCUUACAAAACCUUCUGUAAACCAUUUAAUUUCCAGUAAGGGGUUUAUUCCUCAAUUUAUUCACGUUCGAAACAAUCAUAGUGGAAGGUUUUAAAAAAGUCCAUGUCGGGAAGUGUCCAUUUACCGCUGUUUAUUGGUGCAUGUAGACUUGCUGGGCCUACACCAGUUUUGCUGCUGUAGAGAGAUAGUCAGAGGGUUUCUUCUGUUGCUGCUGCUUAGAAAGCCUGUAAUGGGCAAGAACUCACAAAGAACACAAGUGUUUUAUUUUUGAUUGGUAUUUUGCGUUGAGGUUACUGAUUCGACUAGCACAUCAUGUUCUGGAAGUUUGAUCUACAUACAUCAUCACAUAUAGACACUCUUCUAGAGAAGGAAGAUGUCACGCUUACAGAGCUUAUGGAUGAGGAAGAUGUCUUGCAGGAAUGUAAAGCUCAGAACCACAAACUAGUAGAGUUCUUGCUGAAAUCUCAGUGCAUGGAGGAUUUGGUAACCUACAUAACACAAGAACCAUCGGAGGACAUGGAUGAGAAAGUUAGAUUCAAGUACCCAAACAUAUCAUGUGAACUCCUCACAUCAGAUGUAGCACAAAUCAAUGACAGAUUGGGAGAAGAUGAAAGCUUGCUAAUGAAACUCUAUGGGUUUCUGCAUAACAAGUCUCCUCUUAAUCCUCUACUGGCUAGUUUCUUUAGUAAGGUGCUGAGUAUUCUUAUCAGCAGGAAACCAGAACAGAUUGUGGAAUUCCUUCGGAAGAGAGAGGAUUUUGUGGACUUAAUGAUUAAACAUAUAGGGACCUCGGCUAUUAUGGAUUUGCUGCUCAGAAUGUUGACAUGCAUAGAACCCCAACAGCUUAGGCAAGAUGUUUUAAAUUGGUUAAAUGAGGAAAAAAUUAUUCAGAGGCUUGUAGACAUGAUACAGCCAUGUCAGGAUGAAGAUAGGCACUCGAAUGCAUCACAGUCAUUAUGUGAAAUCAUUCGCUUAAGCAGAGACCAGAUGUUCCAAGUACAGGGCUGUACAGAACCAGAUCCCCUGCUGGCCACACUGGAAAAACAAGAAACUGUUGCGCAGUUACUGUCCAACAUCUUUGACAAAGAGAAAAAUGAAUCUGCAAUUGUCGGUGUUAUCCAGAUACUGUUGACACUUUUUGAGACUCGAAGGCCUGCGUUUGAAGGCCAUUUGGAGAUUUGCCCACCUGGUAUGAAUCAUUCUUCAUUUUCAGUCAGUCAAAGUGUAUUAGAUGCCAUUAAGCCUAGGCUUAAACACUUUCAUGAACUGCUGCUUGAGCCUCCAAAGAAAACUGUCAUGAAAACUACCUGGGGUGUUCUGGACCCACCAGUUGGAAACACUCGGUUGAAUGUGAUCAGACUAGUAGCAAGCCUUCUACAGACAAACACACAUGCCAUAAACUUAGAGCUGAUUGAGCUGAACACGGUUGGAGUCAUAUUUGACAUGUACUUCAAAUAUAUUUGGAACAAUUUUCUUCAUAUACAAGUAGAAAUCUGUACUGCAGUGAUUUUAGCCAGCCCCCCAGCCCAAAAUGAAAGUACUGAAAUCAACAAAGACACAGAACAACAGGAAUCAGUCAGAGAAAACGACCUAGUAAAACACCUGUUUCAGAAGUGCCAGUUAACCCAGAGAAUACUUGAUGCCUGGGAUUUGAAUGAGAAGGAACAAUCAGAAGGUGGAAGGCGGAGAGGGUAUAUGGGCCACUUGACGAGAAUAGCCAAUUCUGUUGUGCAUAAUAUUGAGAAGGGGCCUAAUAGUGCACUAAUACAGCAACUUAUUGCAGAUCUCCAGGGUGAUGUGCAGGAAAGAUGGGAAGGAUUUACAUCGGGCCACUUAGCAGAAACUAACAAGAAAAACACUGUAGAUUUAGUAAAUACCCACCACAUUCGUACAUCUAGCGAUGAUGAGGUUGACUUUAAAGAAAGUGGUUUCCAUCAAGAUUCAUCUUUACAACAAGCCUUUUCUGAUUAUCAGAUGCAACAAAUGACGUCCAAUUUUAUUGACCAGUUUGGCUUCAAUGACGAGGAGUUUGCUGAUCAGGAUGAUGUCGUAGAUAUUCCCUUUGAUAGAAUAUCGGACAUCAAUUUUUCCUUGAAUACAAAUGAAGGUCCACAGGCAAACAUAGCUUUGUUUGAGGCAUGCUGUAAAGAGAGAAUCAAGCAGUUUGAAGAUGCUAGUUCUGACGAGGAAGAUAUUUGGGAAGAAAAGGAUUUUACAUUUACACCGGAAGCUGUCGUGGAACUUUUCAGGUCUGCAUCUAAAAGAGCCAGCUGCACCAGUUCUGGAAGCACCGACAGUGAAGAAAGCACAGACUCUGAAGAGGAGGAUGCUGUUAAACGGGAUCCGUUUGAGCCAAACGGCACCAGUGCAGAUGACCGAAUGGAAGUUGACAGCGUUGAAGGCUCUGGGUGGACAGCUAAUUUUGAUGAUGUACCUAUGGAUACAGGAAAUACAACCACAGCAGUAACUGCAGCAGGAGAUUCAUCUGGGUCUGAUGUAUGGGGUACAAGUGAAACAUUGCAAGGAAAAGAAUCUGGAUGGGCUAAUUUUACAGACUUUUCUUCAGAAGAAAGUCCCAAAGAUCCUUUAAGGAGUAGCUCUCCGGUGGCGAUGGAAACCAGCUCGGAGACUGCAGAUCCCCUUGGUGUGAAUGUACGAGCACAACCGCAAGAAAUAGAGAGGUGGCAAGAUGAAUCUAGGCAACUGGAAGUGUUGCCCAGUGCAAAGAUGGAAGCCAGCUCAGAUGGAGAGGAGGAAGACGACGAGGGAGGAGCAGACAGAAUAACUGAGACUGUCACCAAUGGCUCGAUGAAGGAGACAGUCAGCCUUACUGUAGAUGCCAAAACGGAAACUGCCGUUUUUAAAAGUGAGGAUGAAUUGCCUACCUCUGAAGAUUCGGUGAAAUACACAGUAACAGAGAAUACAGAGACAGAGAAGACUGUUCCUACAUCACUGCAACCGGCCAACAAUUGUCAAAAGCAGAGUUUACAGCACUUGGAAGAGAAGAUAAAAUCUCCAUCAAAUGAUAUGUUAAAUGGCCCUCUUGAUGUAACGACAAUGGAAGAAGCCAAAACAGAUCAGCGAGUUCCUUCACCAGAGGCUGCAGUUAAUGGCCCAGCAUGAUCUGUGAUGCCCAUCUUCUGCCUCAGAAGUUUCUACACAGGGGUUCUAGUAGAGUUCACUGGAAGCACACAGCCAGAGUCAGUCACUGCUGCACUAACUUCACAAGAUCAGGACCAGCAAUAUUCAUAUUAGAUUUUACAGACAGUUGUACAGAAAGUUUGAACUGUAUGAAAACUUACUCUAAUGGAUACAGAAAACCUUUUGCAUUUGUUGUAUACUAUUGUUCUUAUGGGAUGAUCUGUCUGAUCAGUAUCUUGCCACACAAGUUAAUAGUAAUGAUGCUAUAGGUAAAAUGAUUGUAUGAAUAAAGUAUUUUAUAAAAAUGUAUACAGAAACCGGACAUGUAUAACUUAAUACAGGCAUUGGAACACUUAGUGUGACCAGUUAAUUGAGCAGUUUUCAUAUGGUUUUCUCUUGCACAAAUUCCAUUAUUUCAUUUUCUUCCAAAGUAAACCAACAACUUCUAGAAAAUAGUAUUGUUAAUCCACAAAAUAUUUUGGUCUUUUUUCCUUAUAUUAAUCUGAUGAUUAGGAUAAAAGUAUAAUUUAAAAUAUUCAACAAAGGGUUUUUGCUACAGGUAUUAUUUGUAAAUGUUUAUUGUAUCCUUUAAACACAAGCAAGAUUUGAAAACCUUUUGGUAUAGUUUUUAACUAUUUAUUAUUGAAGUAGUUGAUGUGUUACAUUACUAAAAGAGCCAUAAGCUUGUUCUCUCCUGUUUUUUGUUUUUUUAAUUUAUUUUUUUAGUUUUACUGUUUUUUUUGUUUUUUUGUUUUUUUUUACAAAACUACCUGUCACCAAUGGUUUGAAAUUGCAUGCAGCUUGUGAGCAGUAAUUCAUACUUGAGGCUUGUAAUUACAAAUCACCUGAACAGUGGUGUUCCUAUUCACUGACUGACUGACUAACCUUUAGAGUACCUGGGGGGAAAAUCUAUUAUCAUAGGAACCCAAAUAUAAAUUGUAGGUGGGGUAAUAUUCCUGAUUCAGCAAUGAAUUGUCAUUGUAUUAAAUUGGAAGGAGAAGCAGUCAGUGCCAGCAUUUCUUAAAAACAAACUUUAGAGUUCAAGCGGAUUAAGUAUAUGAAUUGUUUUUCCCUGUUUUUAUUUUAUUUUUUUAUUUCUUACAUCAGCAGUUUUUUUUUUAAUUAAUAUUUUUAAAGCUCAGCCUCUGGCAGGCCACAUUGUCUAACUUGUUUUAAUUUCUUUAUGAACUGAUAAUGGUUUGAAGAACAAACAAUUACAAAAACCCAACGCUGCUGGAAGAAAUCUGCUUGGUCUCUUUUGUUUGUUUUAUUUGGUUGUAUUUUUAAUGUGUCUUGAAUGUACUGGACACAAUGCAUGCCAACAAGCCUAUUCAGAUAUGUUCAAUUCUGCCUUUGCAUUUUUUUUUGCUGCUGCCAUUCUCUAACCUAUUGCUUUUAAAUAUUAAUUUGGAUAUGAGAUUUAAAGAUAACUUCCAGAAAUACACCCUUUUUUAAAAAAAAAAAAAAAAAAAAAGUUUUUCAUUUUAAGCCCAUGCCUUGUGUGGCAUUCUUGUUUUAGUUCUGCGCUUUUGCUUAUCUCUAUUUUACCAAGUCAGACUAUUUAAAUGAUUGGUAUGGUAUACCAUUCCAAAUUAAUUGUUUUAAAUGUAGUUAUACAAAAAGUCAGAACCUACCUCUGCAAGACCACAUGGCUCUUCAAUUGUCAUUGUUUGACAAAGUUGACAGUAAAGCUUUCAGCACUCUUUUGACCUUUUACAUUGUAGCUAGAUUAGUACUUCCUUUCCACUCGGAAGCUAGCAGAAUUAAGGAAUACUGCUGAUGCUUCCCUCGCAUGGAUAAACAGGAAUUGCAUUUUUUUUUUGUUUUGUUUACAAGAACUGCCUUUUUAAGCGUAACUUGAAGACCGGAACUGGCAUCAGAAAACUGGAAGAAUUAUAUUUUAUAUUCCCUCUGCAGGUCCGUUAUGAAAAAAGAGCAACCACCAACACAUUUGGCAGUAAAAACUCCCAUUAGCAAAACAACUGCUACUAAGUUUCUUAAACCUGUUGCUGUUUUUAUUACUAAUUUUUACAAUCUUGCACUUUAAUUUCUUUUAAUGUCCACUACUGAC
Molecule: messenger RNA, 5250 nt
Organism: Polyodon spathula (Mississippi paddlefish)
Lineage: Eukaryota; Metazoa; Chordata; Actinopteri; Acipenseriformes; Polyodontidae
Product: serine/threonine-protein phosphatase 6 regulatory subunit 3-like
Exons: 25
Coding region: 351-3161 (936 amino acids)
Cellular component (GO): cytosol; nucleus
Molecular function (GO): protein phosphatase regulator activity; protein phosphatase binding
Source: RefSeq, a predicted model, not a curated record